AUGGCGUUGGCGGAAGUGUUUCAGGGUCUCGGUACCUCGCAGGGAUAUCUAACUGCUGUUUCGGUGAUCCUGGGUUUGUUCGCUGCGUACCUCUACGUUGCUGGCCGGUAUCUACCUGAAGGAGCACCUCCGUUGGUGAAAGGUGACUGGCCUCUGAUCGGCCCCACAGACUUUUGGACAAGACGAUGGGACUUCUUCAAGGAGGCGACAAAGGCAUCGGUCAAUGGCAAUUUCACGUUCCACGUUGGCAAACAUGUGGUCGUGGGAGUGUCUGGAGAUGACGCUAGACGAGCUUUCAUGGAGAAGGAGAUCGAUGGUCAGGGAUUCUCCAGACGUCUUCUUGCCAUGUUGAAGAAGGAGAAUUUUGUCAAAGGAUUGCAGGAUUUGAUCAAUGACACAAGAACGCGUUUGGAUGAACUCGUAAAAGACCCCAGCGGCAUCACUGAUCCUUUCGAGAGCAUUUACGGCAUUGUUUACCAACUCACUAUGCGAACGGUCGCGUGCAACGAGAUCGCCAACGACCGCGCUCUCUUGGACCAAACGCUGGACAUGUUCGAGAAAAUAGAGGCUUCGUCCUCGGCCAAGCUCAUCAUCUUUCCCUGGUUCCCGUUCCCCGGAAAGCUCAGACGACUCUGGUAUGGUGGUAAACUUUACAUGAUCUUCAAGGGUAUUAUCGAGGACCGUGCCAAGACUGGUCGCAGAGAGGAGGAUCCUCUGCAAUUCUUGAUUGACAAAGGUGACAAUGUCAAGGAGAUUCUCACUUUCGUCUUGGGUGCGCUGUACGCAGGCCAACUCAAUUCUGGCAUCAACGCUGCUUGGGUUAUCAUAUACCUUGCGAAUGACCAUUACUGGCGCGGAAAGGUUUGGGAGGAAGUCAAGGCAGUUGCCGAGAAGUACGACAGUGACACAUCAAAGUCGAUCGCAGACAGACUGGCAUCUGCUCCCCUCGAGGCGUGGGAGAAUGAAUUGCCCACGAUUGAUUUGUGCCUACGAGACAGCAUCCGUCUGAACGCUUCUGGUUCCAUGUUCCGUAAGAACGAGACGAACAAGGCCGUCAAGGUAUCAGACGGCACGGAAAUCCCGCCAGGCGCCUUUGCAGCAUAUCCAAUGGCCGAUGUUCAUCUCAACCCUGACGUCUAUCCCGACCCCGAAAAGUGGGAUCCGUCACGCUACUUGCCAGAGAAGGCAGAGGACCACAAGACAAAGUAUGGAUUCAUUGGUUGGGGCGCAGGCAGACAUCCAUGUCUCGGUAUGCGAUUUGCGAAACUCGAGCAAAACAUCAUCCUCGCCUUCUUCCUCGCCAACUUCGACUUUGCCUUGUCGGACAAGCAUGGCAACAAAAUUGAAGGAUAG
Messenger RNA from Aureobasidium musti, 1353 nucleotides. The record is from the annotation of a GenBank genome assembly. NCBI's taxonomy places the organism in Eukaryota, Fungi, Ascomycota, Dothideomycetes, Dothideales, Saccotheciaceae.